Hydra vulgaris (swiftwater hydra) is the source of this 1592-nucleotide messenger RNA. Its product is annotated as RAC-gamma serine/threonine-protein kinase. The record is from RefSeq and is a predicted model, not a curated record. Gene Ontology annotation, molecular function: ATP binding; protein serine/threonine kinase activity. Gene Ontology annotation, biological process: protein phosphorylation. Gene Ontology annotation, cellular component: cytoplasm; nucleus. NCBI's taxonomy places the organism in Eukaryota, Metazoa, Cnidaria, Hydrozoa, Anthoathecata, Hydridae.
UUUAUAGUUUAUAUUUUAAAGGUUUGAUUUACAUAUAUAUGAAUAGUUUAUUUUGCAUUUUUUUUAAUGAACUAAAAGUAAGAAAGAAGAAGUGCUGGAAUGCCCGAUGAAAUUACUACUGUUAAAGAAGGGUGGCUUAUGAAAAGAGGAGAAUAUAUUAAGAAUUGGCGACCACGAUAUUUUGUCCUUCGUAGUAAUGGUUUAUUUUUGGGUUACAAAGAAAAAGUCAAAGGGGGGGACGGAGGCUGCGAACCAAUAAAUACUUUUUCGAUAGAAAGGUGUCAAAUUAUGCGUCAGAGUAAACCAAAACCAAAUGUUUUUAUAAUUAGAUGUUUCCAACUUACAACACUUGUUGAAAGGACUUUUGCAGUGGACUCAAAUUUUGAUAGGGAAGAAUGGAUUUCAGCAUUAGAAGAAAUUUCACGACGUUUAGCUAAAGAAGAAAAAAAUAGACGCAGUACAAGCAUAACAGAUUCCACAGAUUCAAUACAUCGACCAAAAAUGACUCUUGAAGAUUUUGAAAUGCUAAAAGUAUUAGGGAAAGGGACAUUUGGAAAGGUUAUGCUUGGAAAAGAAAAGAAGACAGGAAAUGUAUUUGCAAUAAAGCUUCUAAGAAAAGAUGUCAUAUUAGCCAAGGAUGAAGUUGAACAUACAUUAACUGAAAAUCGAGUUUUGCAAAACAUGAAACAUCCAUUUUUAACAGAACUAAAGUAUUCAUUUCAGACCAAUGAUCGUCUUGUUUUUGUGAUGGAGUAUGUAAAUGGUGGAGAGUUAUUUUUUCACUUGUCAAGAGAUAAAGUGUUUUCUGAAGCAAGAGCAAGAUUCUAUGGUGCUGAGAUUACACUUGCUUUAAAAUAUUUACAUGAAAAUAAAAUUGUUUACAGGGAUUUAAAGCUGGAAAAUCUCUUGAUAGACUCAGAGGGUCACAUCAAAAUUACAGAUUUCGGUUUGUGUAAAGAAGAAAUAUCUUUUACAGAUACAACAAAAACCUUUUGUGGAACGCCAGAAUAUUUAGCUCCAGAAGUAUUAGAAGACAAUGAUUAUGGGCAUGCUGUUGAUUGGUGGGGUUUUGGAGUAGUACUUUAUGAGAUGUUGUGUGGUCGACUGCCAUUCUAUAAUCGAGAUCACGAAGUGUUGUUUGAACUUAUACUAAGUGAACCAGUUCGAUUUCCUUCUCGAUUAUCACUUUCAUCAAAAAGUAUACUAAGUGGUUUGUUAGAAAAAAAUCCAGAUAAACGUUUGGGAGGUAGCAUUAGAGAUGCUGAAGAAGUUAUGUCACAUGAAUUCUUUCAUGAUAUCAAUUGGAAUGAUGUUCUAAAUAAAAAGCUUCCUUCUCCUUUUAAACCUGCACUUGAUAAUAAAGAAGACGUCAAAUAUUUUGAUGAAGACUUUACAAACGAAACUCCUCAGUUGACACCCCCUCAGGGAAGUUUAUUGGAUAGUAAUCCAAAUGCAAACUUUCCGGAAUUUACUUACGCUGGUGAAGGUAAACUGAAGUAAUCACGUUAUAUAUAUUUUUUUUGAUAAGAUAAUAUUAACUAAAUUUCAUUAUACAAAGUAAAGAUGAUAUAUUCACGAGUAAAUUCAACUAU